UCACCAUCCGCUUGACAACAGGACUUUGUUUGCAUACCAGAGGCUACAGUGAGAACGACGACCUGUGUUCAAUUUUCCCAGACUCCUCCUUCCAACUCAUGACACCUGCCUGUACGACCCUGCAAAUUCGCAAAGACACACCUGGGACACUUGAGCGCUUCCUGGAACCGGUUUUGGCAGCAGAUUAAAGAGCUCCGCCACUCUAAAUCUGACCCUCGUGACCCUCGCUAAUAGUACCAAUCUCUCCCCCCCCCAGGGGCGGAGAAUUCUAGAGGCCCCGCCUGCUGGGCUGUGAAUUGCCCCGCCCAAAUGCACCCAGAAGCCACUCGGGGCCUCCUAUUCCGCCAGCCCCUGGUCUGAUCCAGCCCAGUUCAGUCGCAAGUUAAGAAACCCCCAGUGCUGUGCGCUGCAGUCCGACCGCCACCUGUGGGUGGGGGGGCAAGUGGGUUUGGUUGUCGUCAUGGCGACGGCGUGGGUGGCCACAGCCCUGAGGUCGACUGCUGCAGCCAGAAGGCUGCGCAGCCCGGGAGGUCCUGGGGGCUCACGGAGAUUGAGCGGCAGCGCGCGGCGGCGCGGGGCGAAAAGCGCCAGCCCAGGACGCCGGCUCAGCACUGCCAGGGCUCGCACAGAGGACUCCGAGGGCGCAAAGGGUCGUGUCCAGUCUCCUGCCGUCGAAGAGCCGUCGUGGAUACCAAUUUCAGUUCCCCUCGAAUCCCCCGCGCCUCCCGCCGGCAGAUCACUGGUGCAGCGGGACAUCCAGGCCUUCCUGAACCAGUGUGGAGCCAGCCCAGGGGAGGCACGCCACUGGCUCACACAGUUCCAGACCUGCUACCACUCGAAGGACAAGCCCUUUGCCAUCAUGGAGGUUGAUGAGGUGGUGUUCCAGUGCCCGCAGGCGGUGUCUAACCUGGCUUUCGCCCUGGCCUUCCUGCAACGCAUGGACAUGAAACCUCUGGUGGUCCUGGGGCUGCCGGCCCCCACGGCACCUUCGGGCUGUCUUUCCUUCUGGGAAGCUAAGGCACAGCUUGCUCAGAGCUGCAAGGUGCUGGUGGAUGAGCUACGGCAUAAUGCUGCUACUGCGGUGCCCUUUUUUGGCGGUGGAUCAGUGCUGAGCGCUGCGGAGCCGGCCCCCCAUGCCAGCUACGGUGGCAUCGUCUCGGUGGAGACAGACCUGUUGCAGUGGUGCCUGGAGUCCAACAGCAUCCCAAUCCUGUGCCCUAUUGGGGAGACAGCUGCGCGCCGGUCAGUGCUGCUUGACUCGCUGGAGGUGACGGCGUCCCUGGCCAAGGCCCUGCAGCCCACCAAAAUCAUCUUCCUCAAUAAUUCGGGAGGCCUGCGGGAUACCAGUCAGAAGAUCCUGAGCAACGUGAACCUGCCCGCCGACCUUGAUCUUGUUACCAACGCAGAGUGGCUGAGCGUCAAAGAGCGGCAGCAGAUUCGGCUCAUCGUGGACGUGCUCAGCCGCCUGCCACACUACUCCUCCGCUGUCAUCACUGCCGCCAGCACACUGCUCACAGAGCUCUUUAGUAACAAGGGCUGUGGGACCCUGUUUAAGAACGCUGAGCGGACGCUGCGAGUGCACAGCCUGGACAGCCUUGACCAGGGCCGUCUCGUGAACCUAGUCAACACCAGCUUCGGCAAGAAGCUCAGGGACGAUUAUCUGGAGUCGCUGCGCCCACGGCUACACUCGAUCUAUGUAUCUGAGGGGUACAACGCAGCAGCCAUUCUGACAGUGGAGCCUGUACUGGGGGGUACCCCUUAUCUGGACAAAUUCGUGGUGAGCUCCAGCCGCCAGGGCCAAGGUUCCGGCCAGAUGCUGUGGGAGUGCCUUCGGAGGGACCUACAGACGUUGUUCUGGCGCUCACGGGUCACCAACCCCAUCAAUCCCUGGUACUUCAAGCACAGUGAUGGCAGCUUCUCCAACAAACAGUGGAUCUUCUUCUGGUUUGGCUUGGCUGACAUCCGGGAUUCCUAUGAACUGGUCAACCAUGCCAAGGGGCUGCCGGACUCUUUCUGCAAGCCAGCUUCUGACCCAGGCAGCUGACACGCCAUCAUGGGCCCUGUAAAUCCUGGGAGAGCCAGGGUGAACCAAAAGACAUUCCUGCUGGGGGUGACUCCAGCAGCGUAGGGGAGGAAGCUGCAGAGGCACUGGAACGGGACAAACACAGACUGAAGCGGACAAAGACCCAGCUCCAAAGCCACAACCAGAUGACCCUCGAUGUUCAGUCUCGGGAAUGGGGCUGGGAUCGCCUUCCGAGGCUCUACUUAAGGUAACCAUAAGGGCAGGCCAGUUUCUGUGGCCUCUAUGUUGUCUUGAGGCUCCUUCAUCUUACACGGCAUCUAAGCCUGCCUGAUCUGCCGCUCACUUUACUUUCGUUGAGUCUUGCAAUUCUUCAGGAGGCCUUGAUUAAAAUGCAAAUGCUUGUCUGAGUCAGUCA
Messenger RNA from Alexandromys fortis (reed vole), 2438 nucleotides. RefSeq names its product N-acetylglutamate synthase (gene Nags). NCBI's taxonomy places the organism in Eukaryota, Metazoa, Chordata, Mammalia, Rodentia, Cricetidae. Bases 461 to 2044 code for a protein of 527 amino acids. Gene Ontology annotation, biological process: glutamate metabolic process; L-arginine biosynthetic process. The record is from RefSeq and is a predicted model, not a curated record. Gene Ontology annotation, molecular function: L-glutamate N-acetyltransferase activity, acting on acetyl-CoA as donor. The transcript has 7 exons. Gene Ontology annotation, cellular component: mitochondrial matrix.